Perkinsus marinus ATCC 50983 is the source of this 684-nucleotide messenger RNA. RefSeq names its product amino acid transporter, putative. NCBI's taxonomy places the organism in Eukaryota, Perkinsozoa, Perkinsida, Perkinsidae. The transcript has a single exon. Gene Ontology annotation, molecular function: amino acid transmembrane transporter activity. Gene Ontology annotation, biological process: amino acid transmembrane transport. The record is from RefSeq and is a predicted model, not a curated record. Gene Ontology annotation, cellular component: vacuolar membrane. The annotation marks the transcript as partial.
AUGUCUGAGAAGUCCAGCAUUUCCACUAGAAUCAGUGAUUUUAGUGCCGACUCCGUUACGACUGGCGGUCGUCCCGACGGUUCGUCCAACUUCCGUACCGUCAUCAACUUCGCUCUAGUCGCUGUCGGUGUUGGUAUUCUUGCUUUACCACGUGCUAUCGCCCAAGGUGGUUGGAUCCUAGGCAGUGUUCUACUCGCAGUAGCAUGGAGUGUUGCUCAAUAUGGAACGUAUUUGCUUUAUCGUUGUAUGUACAUGCACCCCAAAGGUGAGGAAAGGUUCGACUCUUUUCAAGCCAUUGGUAAAGCAUGUUUCGGUAAACCCGGUGAGAUCUUCACCGCAUUCGUCCAGUAUCUGGAUUUACUUCUGGUAUGUUCUCUACUUGUCAUUCUAGUCGGUGAUGGUAUGUACGAGUUGGUCCCCCAACUAGACCGUAUUUGGUGGUGUGUCAUAUUCGUAUGUGUUAUGUUACCAUUGGCUAUGUUGCCCACUAUGAAGGAGGUAGCUUUCGUUUCCUUCAUUGGUAUCACUGCUGCCUUUGUUACUGUGAUUGCUGUCAUUGGUGCUUCUGUAAGAGAGUCAUCUGAUCCGAUCAAGGAGCACGAGCACUACCUCAUGCCUCAGAACGCCAGUACAGCCGUUCUUGCAUUCACCAACUUCAUGAACGCCUUUGCUGUUACUACUGUU